AUGUCUUCAGGUACAAGCGACUUGAACAUUGAGAAUACCAACAUCAAGACUGCCAGCGGCGUCAGUCUCGAUGAACACAAGAAGACGCUUGUUGGAAGUGUGCUAGACCUGUUCGCAGGUCGGCCAUCGCUGAAGAAGCUUCAAUUAUGGGAUGAUAACGGUGUCUUCCAAGACCCUAUCACCAUAGCUGAAGGUCGCAAGCAAUACGAAGCUCAAUGGUAUGGCCUCCAGGCUGCCUUCUCGGAAAUCGAGCGCCUCCACCACGAGGUCACCUCCGGCGGCAACCCUAUCACUAUGGACCUGCGUACCCGCUACGUCGUAAAGGGCAUCGGCAAAGAGCAGACCAUCGACAGCAAGAUCAACAUCUUUCACGACAAGGAUACAGGCAAGAUCACAAAGGUCGAGGACAAGUGGGAUGGCAAGCUCCCUGAUAGCUCCCUCAUGAAUGCUUUCCGCAAGAUCAACGCUGUGACCGUGCCGAAGGUGGUUGGAGUGCCAAAGUCGGAUGAAGAGGACGCGAAAUUGGGCAACCAGUGA
Letharia lupina is the source of this 537-nucleotide messenger RNA. RefSeq lists its product as uncharacterized. The transcript is spliced from 4 exons. The coding region runs from base 1 to 537 and encodes 178 amino acids. The record is from RefSeq and is a predicted model, not a curated record. Lineage: Eukaryota; Fungi; Ascomycota; Lecanoromycetes; Lecanorales; Parmeliaceae.